Molecule: messenger RNA, 972 nt
Organism: Rhododendron vialii
Lineage: Eukaryota; Viridiplantae; Streptophyta; Magnoliopsida; Ericales; Ericaceae
Exons: 1
Coding region: 34-972 (312 amino acids)
Biological process (GO): shoot system development; root development
Source: RefSeq, a predicted model, not a curated record
UCCUAAGUCAAAUUCCCCUUGAGAAAGAAGAAAAUGGCAUCCUCUCCUUUGAGAUCAAAAUCCUACCAUGCCCGUUCUGUCAGCUUGCCCUCUAGAACUCGUCCACUCAUUCCUCAAUUUGAUGACCAUUUGUGUAGACUUAAUGCUUCUUCUGAGGCUACCACUUCUUCAUUGCUGUCAAUAAGCAAUACAAUAAGCGGCCUGGAAAAUGUAUAUGACUGUGUUGAUGAAUUGCUCCGGCUACCUCACACACAACAAAGACUAGGCCAAGAAUGUAAUGAAAAAUCAGUUGAAGAAGUGUUGGACGGAUAUCUUAGGCUCUUGGAUGCUUGUGUGGCCACCAAAGACAUCUUCUCACUGACAAAGGAAGACGUGAAAGAACAACACUCAAACCUGCGGAGAAAAAGGGAUGCAAGUGACUUUGGUGGAUACAUAGCCUCUAGAAAGAAGGCGAAGAAGGUGAUCCUGAAGUUACUAAAUGAUUUAAAGUGUAUCAAACACAAAGAUAUACUUCGUGGUCUUUCCUUAGAUAAGAGUCAUGGAACUAUUGCUAUUUUUAGCAUGUUGAAAGAGGUUGAAAUUGUCACAUUUUGUGCAUUGGAGUCCUUGUUGUGCUAUGCUUCGGGAAGAAAGGUGCAAUCAAGGAGAAGUGGAUGGUCAUUGGUUUCCAGACUCAUGCACCAUGAGAGAGCAGCCUGUCAAGCAAAAGAAACAGUUGUUAGCGAAUUUGCGAAUAUUGAUGCUGCGAUCCGUGUGCUCGUUGGUCAUCAGCCAAUCAAAUCAGUCCACAACAAGAACAUCGAGAGGGUGCAAAACCAGCUAGGAGAGUUGGAGUUGAGCAUUCAAGAUGCGGAAGAAGUUCUAGAGCGCUUGCUCAGGCGUUUAAUUAGAACCAGAGUUUCCCUCCUCAACAUUCUUACAUUCUCAAUAACUAGACUAGAAAAUCCUGGAGCUGAAAGUUCAUACUUGUAA